Molecule: messenger RNA, 1511 nt
Organism: Rhopilema esculentum
Lineage: Eukaryota; Metazoa; Cnidaria; Scyphozoa; Rhizostomeae; Rhizostomatidae
Product: ferry endosomal RAB5 effector complex subunit 4
Molecular function (GO): oxidoreductase activity
Source: RefSeq, a predicted model, not a curated record
GAUUUGCUUGCUCUGCAGGAAUGAGAAUUCAAAAAGAGGCACAAGCUGAAACGAGGCAAACAGUCCUAGCAAAAACAGGAAGCUUCAAUGGUUGAUGCUGUAGAGUCUUUGAGAUGAACUGAUAUGACAUCAAUAACUACAACAGCCUUGGUGUUGAAGAAAUCAAGCAAUGAAGGGAAGGUGUCUGAAAAAUAUGAACUUGUGAAUGAUUUCCAAUGCCCUGCUCUAGAAGAAGACAAUAUAGCCAUUCAAGUUUAUGCUUGUUGUCUUUGCAGAAAUGAUAACCAAUUAUUGAAUCAACAAAAAGAUCCAAGUGUUGGAGUGUUUCCUGUUGGAAGUGACAUAUCUGGCAAAAUUAUUGAGGUUGGCAAAUCAGUCUCAAGGUUUAAAGUUGGUGAUGAAGUUGUAGGAAUUGUUCCCCCUGAUGUUAAUUCAUCUGGAUGUGCCAAAGUCUGUGUGCUUUCCCAGUUUGAUGUUGUGUCAAAGCCAGUAAGCGUUACUGACGAAGAUGCGGUAUCUGUUUUGAAGGAUGCAGUUAAAGCUUACACAGCAUUGCACUACUUGGCAAAAAUUUCAUUUGGCGACACGAUACUGCUUUGUAAUGGUGCAUCAGGUUUUGGCUUGUCUGUUGUUCAUCUUGCACGAAAUAUUGGUGCAAAGGUGAUAGUAACAGAAAAGAACGACGAGGGCUUGAACUUCUUGAGAAGGCACCUGAAAGGAAAUGAAUCUGGUACUGUCAUCGUUGAUAUGAGAUCAAAGAAACUGACGUUUGUGGACAUUUGCAUGGAAGAAACUGGAGGCCUGGGAAUUGAUUGCGUCAUUGAUGAUGGAGUCGAAAUGUACGGAAACAGCCUAGAAGAAUCACACGAUGACCUCAUCAGCUUCGAAGAUAACCUUCCACUGAAGCCACAUAAACAUGACAUAAUAUCAUCACUAGCUGUUGGAGGUCGUUGGGUGACCAUGCAAUGUGAUCUUCAGCUUGAUCCACCUGACUCAAACCUUCUCUUUCUGAAGUGCGCUUCAUUGCACUUUCUGUUUGAAGAUUCCUGGACACUGUCAAAAAGUGCCCAAGGAAAAUAUUUACAUAUUCUUGAAGACAUAAUGGAAAAUUUACGGAAAGGGAUUCUGAGGCCUCCAGAUUAUGAAGUUGUGAAACUAGAACAAUGUAUCAAUGCACUAACAGAUGCAGAUGAAAAGAAACUUCAGAAAACAAUUGUAAAAGUAAGUUGAUUAGAGGUAUUAAAAUCAAAAUACCAACAACAUUGUAGUACCUUUUUUUCGUUUUCCUAAUUAAAAAGACGAUUAUGAAAUCUUUUAAAUUCUUGACCUAACAAAACAUCAAAAAACUAAAUUACAAUGAAGUCUUUAUACCUACUUCUUUCUUGUAGAUUUUUUAUUGCUUUCUUCAUAGAAGCUAAAGUUUAGAGUAUUUUCAGAAACUUCAGUUUUGGCCUGUUGCCAAAAUGUAGAGACUACAAAAGGGAAAUAGGGUGGGCUAAAAUUUAUGUGAC